Messenger RNA from Papaver somniferum (opium poppy), 2067 nucleotides. Its product is annotated as probable serine/threonine-protein kinase kinX. The record is from RefSeq and is a predicted model, not a curated record. The transcript has 8 exons. NCBI's taxonomy places the organism in Eukaryota, Viridiplantae, Streptophyta, Magnoliopsida, Ranunculales, Papaveraceae. The coding region runs from base 1 to 2067 and encodes 688 amino acids.
AUGUUGAAAGGAAAAAAAGUAGUUUCAAAGACAAGCGCACCAACAGUGGAAGAUGCAACAUCAACUGAAGAAGAAAUUCCAUCAGUUGCGGUAGAAGAAAAUCAAAAAUCAAUAUCACCAAGAACGAGAGCAAAGUCAGCAUUAAAAGAUUCAACACCAAUUUCAUCCCCAACUCCAUCAGUUGUUGCAGAAGAGAUUCGGAAAUCAACGAGAUUGAAGAGAUCAUUAGAAGAUUCAACAUCAAUUUCAGUACCAGAAAGUUCAAAAAAAUCACCAGCUAAGAAGAAAUCUAAGCCUUCAAAGCCUUCAAAUCCUCCAAAGCCUCCAAAGUCUUCAAAGCCUUCAACAAAAAAGGCAAACAGAAGUAUGAUUAGCAAGAACCAGUUUGCACACUAUUUUGAUUCUUUGGAUAGGAUGAAGAGAACUUACUGGCCAGUUCAUAUACAUGAGUAUCUCAUGGCGAGCAUUAAGAAACAUCAGGAUUCACCAAUUAAAGUUAAUGGUUGUGUGCUUUAUCUGUUGAUGCAACCAGGAUGGGUGAAGGCUUAUACUGAUGAAGAGCGAUUGCUUUUGGAUGAGUACCGGAGGCAGAAACAAGAAAAUAGUAUAGAUGAUGUGAAGGAAAAUUUGCGCAUUUCAGAUAUGCGAAGAAAGGAGUUGCAUGAUGAGAUUACUGAAGUUCUGGAUAGGCAAGAAAGGCUUUUUAGUUUCAUUGAAGAGAAAAGACUAAAAGUUAAUGAAGUUGGUCUAAUGAACUUGACAGAAAGACAAGAGGAGGAGGAGGAGGAUGGGGAGGAUGGGGAGGAUCACAAGGAAGAUGAGGAGAUUGAGGAGGAUGAGGAGGAUGGGGAGGGGCACAAGGAAGAUGAUGAGAUUGAGGAGGAGGAGGAGGAUGACAAGGAGGAGCACAAUGAAGAUGGUGAUGUGCAUGAUCAUAAUUAUGAUGAUGAUGGUGAUGACAAUGACAAUGAGGGUAGCAAGGGUGGUGAUACGCAUGAUCAUGACAAUGACAAAGAGGGUAGCAAAGGUGGUGAUGACGAGCAUGGAACUGAAUCUGAAAGGAAUGAAGUUCCGUCUGAAACUCCUGAAAAGCAAAGCACUCCUUCACCAAAGACCAAUGAGGCAAAUGAAGAAGAGGAUGGCAAGGAUGGAACAAGCCGAGGAGUUGAGUCUGAAACUGGUAACAAGCCGAGCACUCUUCUGCCAAAGGAAGUUGAAAUCGCUGAAGCUCAAACUGAUGAAAUUGACAAAGUAGAUGGGUGUGAAGCUGCUAACAAGCAAAGUACUUCAAUGCCAAAGACAAGUAUAAUCAAUGAAGAUAAACAAGACCAAGUGAACCUUGAUGACUGGAAUGUGAUGGAUGGCACUCGAACAGCUGAAAUUGAUGAAGCUACUAUAAUUGCAGCUGAAGCCAUAUGUCAGUUGGAUCCUAAAGAAGUCAUUUUACUCACACAAGGAGAAGAAUCACAGAAUGAGACUUAUACAUCAAUUGAGGACCUUCUAGAUAACUUGUCUGAAACUGUGUUCGUAAAGCUUGAAAAAGGUUGUUACAGAACGACACCAUCUGAAGUAAAGGAAAAGAUGGCAACCCUAAUUCGCCACGAUUGUCCAAGCUUUGCAUUAUUAAUCCAAGAAGAUUCGUCGCAAAAAUCAUUAUCCAAUGAAGAUGUACGAGAAAGGAUCAUUGAAGAAGCAGUGCAGUUCAUUCAACAAAAUCCUAGUAAAUUUUUUAGUAGCCAAGAGGUAGAAGAAGAGAAGACGACUCUAGUGAGGACAAGAGCAGGGAGGAUGAAGGAAGCAGAGAUGUUGAAGACACAAGCCGCUGGCAAGUUGUCCAAGACACCACAAAAGAGAAAUGCAAAAAGAAAGCUAGAUCCCGAUUUCACUGCCGAGGGUAAAACCAAACGAGUUGUGAUAAAAGAAGAUCCAAAAGGCAAGGGGAUCAAAGAGGGACAAGAACCAGGCUAUCCUGCGCCAAUAAAGAUAAAGGGAGAUGUAUAUUGUCCUCACAAUCCAUUGCCAGAUGUUCGUCUAUCACCACUAUACCAAGCUAUGCAAGCAGGAUAG